Glycine soja is the source of this 1089-nucleotide messenger RNA. Its product is annotated as adenine phosphoribosyltransferase 1-like. The record is from RefSeq and is a predicted model, not a curated record. Gene Ontology annotation, biological process: adenine salvage. The transcript has 7 exons. Gene Ontology annotation, cellular component: cytosol; cytoplasm. Bases 42 to 749 code for a protein of 235 amino acids. Lineage: Eukaryota; Viridiplantae; Streptophyta; Magnoliopsida; Fabales; Fabaceae. Gene Ontology annotation, molecular function: adenine phosphoribosyltransferase activity.
AAUUGUUUUGCGUUCCAAUGGAAAAGUGAGAAGUGAAGAGAAUGCGGGUUGUUUGUUGCUCCAAUUCAGGCGUGAGUGCCACUCUUCCAUCUUUCCCUUGUCCCAGAUUCCCUCCACUCAUUGCAAUUUCUUCGAUCCGCUUUCUAAAUUCCACACCCCUCCGUUCCACUGCUUCGCCGCGACAAGUUACAAGAAUGGCUUCGAAGAAUGCUCAACAAGACACGCGCUUAGCCAGAAUCGCCUCUGCGAUCCGAGUCAUCCCCGACUUUCCUAAGCCAGGAAUUUUGUUUCAGGACAUAACCACGCUGCUUCUUGAUACAAAGGCUUUCAAAGACACCGUUGACUUGUUUGUUGAGAGGUACAGAGAUCAAAACAUCAAUGUUGUCGCAGGAGUUGAAGCAAGGGGCUUUAUAUUUGGUCCACCCAUUGCAUUAGCUAUUGGAGCAAAAUUUGUCCCCAUGAGGAAACCCAAUAAAUUGCCUGGGGAGGUUAUCUCAGAAGAGUAUUCUUUGGAGUAUGGAACAGACAAAAUGGAGAUGCAUGUAGGGGCUGUACAACCUGGAGAACGAGCCUUAAUCAUAGAUGAUCUUAUUGCCACUGGGGGAACGUUAGGUGCAGCAAUUAAGCUUCUAGAACGUGUUGGGGUGCAUGUUGUGGAGUGUGCUUGUGUGAUUGAAUUACCAGAGUUAAAGGGGCGGGAUAGGCUGGGAGACAAGUCGCUGUUUGUCUUGAUUAAAGGGGGAGCCUGAUUUUGUGUUUUUAUUAUUUUAGCUGGCUCUUGUUAGGAGCUUUAUUGAUGGCUGCUUAGAUUUCCUCAAGAUAUAUAUUUUGAUGCUGCGGAAACGGAAAGCUCAGUUCUGCUCAAUUAUUGUUAUUAUCAUUAUCUGUGACGAUUGACGAAUGAGAGAACGACGGCUAUAAUAUAGGACUUGCUUGCCCCUUGGCAGCGGAAACUUAAAUUUAAUGACACAUGUAAAAGGAACGGAACUCCAUCUGAUGCUCGUUUGGAGUGUGCUUCCUUAAAACUGAUAUGCUCAUAACGUAUAGCCACAGAUAUGCAUCAAGUCACGAUCAAAUUAAUUUAAUUAA